Chenopodium quinoa (quinoa) is the source of this 1029-nucleotide messenger RNA. Its product is annotated as protein FAR1-RELATED SEQUENCE 8-like. The coding region runs from base 1 to 1029 and encodes 342 amino acids. Lineage: Eukaryota; Viridiplantae; Streptophyta; Magnoliopsida; Caryophyllales; Amaranthaceae. Gene Ontology annotation, biological process: regulation of DNA-templated transcription. Gene Ontology annotation, molecular function: zinc ion binding. The transcript has 3 exons. The record is from RefSeq and is a predicted model, not a curated record.
AUGAGUGCCGAUAAUCAGAAUUUUUUCCAUCUAUGUCGGUUUGGGAAGGACGGGGCAUUACAAGAUGUUGUGUGGGUAGAUGCGAGGAGUAGAGUUGCGUAUGAGGAGUUUGGAGAUGUUGUGUGUUUUGACAGUACGUAUUUGACAAACAAAUUUUACCUUCCCUUUGUUUUGUUUAUCGGCGUGAACCAUCAUGGGCAGAGUAUUUUGUUUGGGUGUGCAUUGAUCUCUCGGGAGACGGCGGAGACCUAUGAGUGGGUGUUGAGGACUUGGCUACAUUGCAUGGGGGGUAAAGCUCCUAUCUCAAUCUUAACGGAUCAAGAUCCGGCGAUUAGAAAAGCUGUAAACUUGAUUAUGCCUGAGAGUUGCCAUAGGUGGUGCAUAUGGCACAUACUUCAGAAGUUUGGGAGGUAUGUAGGUAAGCAUGAGGACUAUGAAGCUGUAAAGGAUGAGUUUGAAAAUAUCAUUUAUGGUAGUUUAGAUGCUGAUGAAUUUGUAGAUCGUUGGGUGGACGCAGUUGAUUAUUACAAACUAGGAGAUAAUAGUUGGCUUGAAGGAGUCCAGGUGUAUGAGUUAAGGGUCGAGUCAGAAAGAACUGCGAACUCCAACACACUACGGUACAUCAGGCAUGUAGCUACCGAUUUCCCAGCGGAGGAAGUGUUCCAGAAGUGUUACACGGACGCCAAAUUCAAAGAAGUUCAGCGGGAGUGCAAGAGGAUGUUGUACGCACGUCGCCUAGAUGACUAUGAAGUUGGUGAGAAUAAAGUUGAGUUUAUUAUUGAGGACCGAGUGAGGAUCAAGCCAAAAUAUGCAAAGAAAGAAUCUAUGACUAAGAUUCGGAGAUGCUACAAGGUGUGCUAUGACAGUGAUACAUGUGAAGCUAGUUGUGAAUGUAAACACUUUGAGUUCCAUGGAAUCAUUUGUCGACAUAUGAUCUUUGUGUAUGACCAUUGCGGUGUUUCCAUUGUUCUUGAGAAGUAUAUUCUACGUCGUUGGAGGAAGGAUAUUCAAGGAAACACACACGAGUGA